ACCUUGCUUGUCGCUUUUGUGGGGGUGUUAGGGUAUAAUAUACCUCUACCAAUCAUUUUGAUACCAUAGGGUCUUGUGGUUUUAGAAUUUAAGCCAGUGACUUCAAUAAUUCAAGUUAAUAUUUUUGGGUAUUGAUUGUAUAAAUAAAAUAAGUAUGGACAAAGAAAAGAAGAUUGAAAUCGGAACCUCCUCACUGGUAGAUCUGAAAGCUGAACUGCAUAGAAAACAGCAGGAGUCGCGCAACUUACACCGCGGUUCCGACCGGCCGACCGCCGCCGGCACCUCCGGCACCUCCGGCAAGUCCAAGAUAUGGUCCAAGACGAGCACGGCACGCGCCUCCGGCAAGACGGCGGUCUGGUCCAAGUCUAAUGCCGGGGUGGAGAGGCGCGACCAGCGGGACCGGGAGGAGACGGAGCAGGAGACCAAGGACCUGGACCGAUCCAGGACUGUGUUGGAGGCCAAGGCGAUGAUUUACGACCGUCUACAGACGGGCACAGAAGCUCUGGAAGAUGACUCCACCAAUGAGCAGUUUCUAGUCAACUUCCAGCAGAAGGCCAUUGAUGAUGUGACUCGCCGCCGCCAGCGCCGCCAGGCGGCCGCGGAGGGAAGCUCCGCCGAGCCGCCGCCUCCGCCAGCCGCCUCAGCCGACGAGGAAUGGGUGGAGUUUACUGACUCGCUGGGCCGGUCUCGGACCGUGAUGCGUCGUGACCUGGACGAGUACCGCCGCCGGGACCAGGAGAGCCGGAGAACGGGCGACGAAUCUCAGCAGCCGACUCCGGAGCUGAUGUCGGAGGACCAGCGUCGCGAUCAGCAGCGUCAGAUCUGGGAACAGCAGGAGCUGGAGAACGCGGCUAAACGCGACAUCCACUACCAGGACGUGCUCUUCAACGAGGCGCGCGCGCAUGGUGCCGGCUACUUUGCGUUCUCGCAGGACGCCGACGAGCGCGCUCGCCAGAGAGCUGAGCUCGACGAGCUGCGAGGUCAAACAGAGAGCCAGCAGACCCGCGCCGAGCUCGCGCGCAAACGCAAAAACAAACAGCUCAAGGAGAGACUGCGCAAAGUGCGCGAACGCAAACGGCUUCGCCUGGGCCUGCCCAUCGAAGACCGUCUGGAGAAGGCCGAUGACUCUGAGGAGGACGCGGCCGAGUCGGAGUCCGCACCGACUCCGGCCGCCGCCGCCGCGCUGACUCCGGAGCAGAUCGCCGAACGGCUCCAGGAGGAGCGCAGGGAGUACGAGCGGAAGGCGUUCGUGCGCGACUGGGACCGCGGCAAACAGGGAGUCGCCAAACACAGCGUGCUGACCCAGGAGGAGUGGGUGGAGCGCCAGCGGAAGGAUCGGCCGGCAGAGUUCGCUCCGCCCACCCAGUACGAGCCCCGCGGCUCAGCUCGGCGUGGUGGCGGCCCCCGCCGGCCCGAGACGCGGCCGGCACAGGAGAGUUCUGCCAACGAGCGACCGGUCGGCGGGUCGGGACCCCAGCCGACCUGGGCGGCGACACAAGGCGUGGUAGCUGCCGGGCAGAGCCAGGAUGGAGGACUGAUCUCUCAGGCGGACGGAUCCACGGCGAACACAGGACAAACGCUGUUCAAUGUGUCACAGCCACCGCCGAACAUGAAUCAACCUCGACCAAACCUGGGACAGUUUACGCCCGGUGCGGGUCAGCCUCCUCCCAACGUGGGGCAGCCACCUCCCAACAUGGCUCAGCCUCCUCCAAACAUGGUGCAGCCUCCUCUCAUCGUAAAUCAUCCACCUCCCCAUAUGGCGCAGCCUCCUCCCAACGUGGGGCAGCCACCUCCCAACAUGGCGCAGCCUCCCCCAAACAUGGCACAGCCCCCUUCAAGCACAUCCCAUCCUCCCAACAUGACUCAUCUUCCUCCCAACACUGCCUACCCUCCUAUCAGCACAUCCCGCCCUCCGCCGGACCGUGACCAUCAGCCGGCAGUGCGCUCCUCCGCUGCGGGCCGGCCAGUGCGCGCUCCCAGCUACCGGGCUCGUCAGGCAGCCGCUGCCGAUCUCACAGACCCCGACUGCGUCCCGCCGGGGGAGGCAGAGUCGGCCGGCCGCGGCGCUGGCACGGAGGUGGCGCCCCCCGCUACCGCAGAGUACUUUGGCGGCACGAGGCGCGGAAGGAGGCAGCCGGCCCCAGCGCGACCUGAUGUUGGGAGUGCUUUAGAAGCCGGGCUAGCCCUACUCAGUCAGGAUACAGAGCAGAAAGACAGUAAGACGUUCGACUUGUAGCCAAAGGCCGAUCGGCGGCCCGCGAACCGAAGGGCGGGCAAAAACGUGGCAUGUGCUGGUGUAAUUGUUUUGACUGUAUCGCAUGUUGCGCUUGCAAAGGUGAAACUGCUGUCUGUUAUUUGUCGCCUGCUGUAGAUUGUGUUAACACGUUGAUGAAAGUGUA
Amphibalanus amphitrite is the source of this 2399-nucleotide messenger RNA. RefSeq names its product coiled-coil domain-containing protein 174-like. The record is from RefSeq and is a predicted model, not a curated record. The transcript is spliced from 9 exons. The coding region runs from base 155 to 2236 and encodes 693 amino acids. Gene Ontology annotation, cellular component: nucleus. Lineage: Eukaryota; Metazoa; Arthropoda; Thecostraca; Balanomorpha; Balanidae.